AUGGCAGUCAAAGUUAUUUCCCCUAGAUUUCGUUGGCCGGCGAACGCGCCCAAGGAAAACAAAUUGGUUGAAUUGAUCGAUGUUACCAUAUUCGAUGGGUCACAGGCUUUAUUCGAUUUGUUGGCGUCCAGAAGUAAAGAGGUAUUUCUCACCAAUAUUACCGCGGAAAAAGUUUUCAUUGCUCCAAGGACAAGAUUUCUUUACAUUUUGAAAGGUAAAAUGCUGGAUAUUGUUAUUCCGACUAACGUGGAGAUGAAUUUGGAAGAGCUUUAUAUUUCGGAUGUUCCUCUGACAAGGCUGCCAAGAAACUUGAUCAAUCUGAAAAGAUUGAUUCAUCUAGAUUUAGUGAAUCUCAUGUUGAAAACGCUGGAUAUGACAAGUUUUUCAGGGAUGAUGAUCUCGACUUUGGACAUUGAAAAGAUGGGAUCAGUGAUAACAAGUUCGAGGUUUUCAAAAUUGGAUAAUCUCACAGAGCUUACCAUCGAAAAUAGCCGUUUGGGUGUUAAUUUCGAUCGAUUGAUAGCACCCGCUUUAAACACUAUUGAUCUUGGACACAACAAACUACGAAGUAUUCCUAGCAGCUUGACCAAAAUUAAUAAAAACAUCGGAAAUGUGUUCAUCACUGAUAACGAUUUACAAACGCUGCCGCUGGACGUUUUCAUAGGUUUCAACAGCCUAGUGCAACUUUUUGCUUUCUCCAACAGUAUCAGCAAAAUCGUUGUGGAUAAGCUGAAAUCGUUGCCGGAGCUGAGCGUACUUGAUCUGGAAAACAAUCGUCUGACCGAGAUCGAUGCCCUGUCGAAAGUGGCACUGCCCAAUCUGUAUACACUUUCGCUUAAAGGAAACCGUAUUAAAUCGUUAAAACCGGUAGCGCAGUGGGCCACCUUGCAGUUUGUUUACCUUCAGGAAAACCCCAUCGAAUGUCGGUGGGUUCGGGCUACUGACCUUGUGAAUUCGGACUGGUCCCGGAAGCCACACAUUCAAAUCGACAGGGACAUGUGUGGAGAGGUGAGAUGA
This is a messenger RNA of Uranotaenia lowii, 1017 nucleotides long. Its product is annotated as leucine-rich repeat-containing protein 7-like. NCBI's taxonomy places the organism in Eukaryota, Metazoa, Arthropoda, Insecta, Diptera, Culicidae. The transcript has a single exon. Gene Ontology annotation, molecular function: protein binding. Bases 1 to 1017 code for a protein of 338 amino acids. The record is from RefSeq and is a predicted model, not a curated record.